Messenger RNA from Megalops cyprinoides (Indo-Pacific tarpon), 8468 nucleotides. Its product is annotated as receptor-type tyrosine-protein phosphatase S-like. The record is from RefSeq and is a predicted model, not a curated record. Bases 441 to 6254 code for a protein of 1937 amino acids. Gene Ontology annotation, molecular function: protein binding; protein tyrosine phosphatase activity. Gene Ontology annotation, biological process: protein dephosphorylation. Lineage: Eukaryota; Metazoa; Chordata; Actinopteri; Elopiformes; Megalopidae. The transcript is spliced from 37 exons.
UUCCAAAACGGUACCAGCUGUGGUCUCUCGAAGCGGGACUAAGUAGCAGUCCUGUGAUACCACACAUUGCCGAGCAACCAGCGCAAUCGUUGGAUUUAAAACCGUAUUCACUGCAAGAACCCCGGUCCCUGGAUCUUUGGCAGGUCCCGUAUAUACACAGGAAUAUUGCAAAUUUAUAUAUUUUCACCGGAAGAUGUGAGGCCAUAUAUAUGUGUUUGCACAAUAGUAACUAAAAGGAACACUCAUCGAUAAAGAUACACUCGAAGAUAGAGAUAAAGGAAAAGAGGUCAUGAAGCUAAAGGGGUUCUGAAUACAACAGAGGGAGUGCCAAGAGGUCCUGCGUGAAGCCCUCCCCCCCAUCCCCACGCCCCCACUCUUCUCCAGCUUGUAACCGUGGGGCGUCGGCUCUUCAGCCAGGUCGAAGGUCAUCUGCCCGAAGCAUGCUGCCCGACCGCCACCUCCCUUGCCUUCUAGUGCCUCUGGUGGCCCUGCUCCUAGUGCUGCUGCCUGGCUGCAACGCCUUAUCUCCCCCUCGGUUCACAAAGAUCCCGGUAGACCAGAUAGGUGUGUCGGGGGGUGUGGUCUCCUUCGUCUGCCAGGCCACAGGUGACCCAAAGCCCAGAGUGAACUGGAACAAGAAAGGGAAGAAGGUCAACUCCCAGCGCAUCGAGACGAUCGAGUUUGACGAAGGCGCGGGGGCGGUGCUGCGCAUCCAGCCGCUGCGGGCGCCGCGCGAUGAGAACAUCUACGAGUGCGUGGCUAACAACAGCGAGGGCGAGGUCACCGUCACCGCCAAGCUGUCCAUCAUCAGAGAGGACCUGCUACCUUUAGGCUUCCCGAACAUAGACAUGAGCCCCCAGCUGAAGGUGGUGGAGCGUACACGCACAGCUACAAUGCUCUGUGUCGCCAGCGGUAACCCUGACCCAGAAAUCACUUGGUUUAAGGACUUCCUGCCCAUUGACCCCAGUGCAAGUAAUGGGCGAAUCAAACAGCUGCGAUCAGGUGCCUUGCAGAUAGAGAACGCAGAAGAGACAGAUCAGGGGAAGUAUGAGUGCGUAGCGUCCAACGUGGAAGGUGUCCGCUACUCUUCCCCCGCCAACCUAUACGUGCGAGAGCUUCGAGAAGUCCGGCGUGUGCCCCCCCGCUUCUCUAUCCUGCCUACUAACCACGAGAUCAUGCCAGGUGGCAGCAUCAACAUCACCUGCGUGGCCGUGGGCUCCCCCAUGCCCUAUGUCAAAUGGAUGCUCAACGCUGAAGACUUGACGCCCGAGGACGAGAUGCCGGUCGGCCGCAACGUGCUGGAGCUCAGCAGUGUUCAUGAGUCGGCCAACUAUACCUGCGUGGCCAUGAGCAGCCUGGGCAUCAUCGAGGCUGUGGCCCAGAUCAUCGUCAAGUCUCUGCCGAAGCCUCCCGGGACACCCAUUGUGACAGAAACCACGGCAACCAGUGUGACCAUCACCUGGGACUCUGGCAACCCUGAUCCCGUCUCCUAUUACAUCAUCCAGUACCGCGCCAAGUCCCCCGACAGCAAGUUCGAGACAGUGGACGGCAUCACCACCACCCGCUACAGCAUCGGCGGCCUGUACCCCAAUACAGAGUAUGAGAUCCGGGUGUCGGCCUUCAACAGCAUCGGACAGGGCCCGCCCAGCAACGCUGUGGAGGCGCGGACCGGGGAGCAAGCCCCGGCCAGCCCGCCCCGAAACAUCCAGGCCCGGAUCAUCUCUCGGAACACCAUGGUAGUGCGGUGGGAGGAGCCGGAGGAGCCCAAUGGGCAGAUCAAAGGGUACCGGGUCUACUACACCAUGGACCCCAAGCAGCCUAUGAGCCUCUGGCUGAUCCACAAUGUUCAGGACAGCGUGAUCACUACGUUGCAGGGUCUCACGCCGUCUGAGACGUACACCAUCCGUGUGCUGGCUUUCACCUCCGUGGGUGAUGGCCCCUUUUCCGACCCCAUCCAUGUCAAAGUGCUCCUGGGAGUACCUGGGCAGCCAGCAAAGUUCCAGGUGGGCAAGGUGUCCGACACAAGCAUCGAGCUGACGUGGGAGCCUGCCUAUGAGAGGGAGGGCAUCAUUAACUAUGAACUACACUACAAAGAGGGCAAGUUUGGCAGCCAGAUGAAGAAAACGUUUGGCCCCAGCUCUUCCUACGUUGUGGAGGGUCUGCGAGCAAAUACAGAAUACUACUUCUCCCUUGCCGCCAUCUCCAACAAAGGCAUUGGCGCCUUCACCAAUGAAAUUGUCCAGAAAACCUCACAAGCCAGGCCCUCUGCCCCACCUCAAGACAUUAAGUGCACCAGCUCCAGCUCCACCUCCCUGCUGGUAAGUUGGCGCCCCCCGCCUGUGGAGAGCCAAAAUGGCGCCCUGGCGGGGUACAUCGUGCGCUACCAGGUGGCGGGAGCUGAAGACGGCAGCGAGCCCAUGGAAGAGCCUGCCGUGCCCCCCUCCUUGGAGCAGGUCCCGCUGCAGGGGCUGGAGAAGUGGACCCAGUACCAAAUCACCAUGGCUGCCUUCACCACCAAAGGGCCCGGCCCAGAUAGCCAGCCCCUCCUCUGCCGCACCGACGAAGAUGUGCCUGGCGCCCCUCCCCGUCGUGUGGAGGUGGAAGUGCUGAACUCCACGGCGCUCAAAGUGAUGUGGCGCUCCGUGCUGCCGGGGAAGCAACACGGCCAGAUCCGCGGCUACCAGGUGCACUAUGUGCGCGUGGAGAACGGGGAGUCCCGCGGCCUGCCCCGAAUCAAGGACGUCAUGCUGGCCGACGCCCAGUGGGAAACGGAUGAUACAGCUGAAUAUGAGAUGAUCAUUGGGGGCUUGCAGCCUGACACCACCUACUCCAUCACUGUGGCUGCUUACACCACCAAAGGGGAUGGUGCACGCAGCAAACCCAAACUGGUGGUGACAAAGGGAGCAGUGCCAGGCCCCCCCUCGCUGUCAGUCAGUCAGGACACAGAGACUUCCGCGGUGGUGAGGUGGCAGCCGCCAGCGGAGGGUGGCCCCGGGCUGGAGGUACAGGGGUACCGCCUCCAGUUCGGGCGCAAGGACGUUACCCCGCUGGCCACCCUGGAGUUCACGGCCCAGGAGCAGGAGUACACGGUCAGCAACGUGCACCGGGGCGCCACCUACGUCUUCAAGAUCUCCGCCAAGAGCCGCUCGGGCUUCGGCGAGGAGGCCUGGCAGGAGCUGACCGUCCCCGAGGAGGUGCCCAAGGGCUACCCUCAGAUCUCAGAGGGGUCCAACGUGACCUGCUGCUCGGUGCAGCUCUCCUGGCGGCCGCCCAUGCUGGCCGAGCGCAAUGGCGCCAUCACGGAAUACACGCUGGCUUUCAAAGAGGCAGGAAGCGCCGGCAGCCCCCGCGAGCUCACCCUCCCGGCCAGCGAGUCCAGCUACACCCUCAACAGCCUCAACCCCAACUCUGUGUACGACGUGAAAAUUCGCGCGCACACCAGUGUAGGUCCAGGGCCCUACAGCCCCCCGAUCCAGUAUCGGACGGUGGCCUUUGAGACAGAUGUCCCAAAGAACUUCACAGUGAAGUUUGUGACAAAGACAUCGGUUCUGCUUACCUGGGAGUUCCCCGAGAGCCGCUACCCCUACCGAUUCACGGUGGAGUAUAGUCGUCAAAAGAUAGAUGUGGACGCCAGGUUGAGGAAAGCGCUACUAACUAAUCUUCGGCCCAACACGACCUACGACUUCAAGAUCACCAGCCCGGAGGGUAACCUGGGUGGGCUGCGGCACCGCAUUCACGCCAAGACGGCCCCCCCAAUCCUGUCCAAGAAGCCCGAGCUGGAUCACAACCAUGACAUUGAGCCCACUCUUACCUUAAUCCUCCCCCCACUGGAGAAAAGGGAUCUAAUGAAGAAUGUCUAUGUGGUGGUGGUUCCUCUGAAGAAGGGUAGGGGACUCAUCAGGCACAUCAAGAGCCCGGAUGAGAUCGACCUGGAUGAGCUCCUGAAGGACAGCAGUCCGAAAAAGCAUUACUCCAGGGUCACGCGGCAGAGGAGACAGGUGGACAUGCGCAAGCCUUACAUCGCCGCCUGCUUCAAGCCCUCCAACGUGCCCGCCUUCUUCACUGUGGGCAACCAGGCGGACUACAACGGCUACGAGAACAGAGCCCUCGAACCCGGGCAGGAGUAUGUCUUCUUCCUGCUGGCGGAGCUCAAUACCACUAACGGGAAGAUGUUCGUGGCCAGCCCCUACACGGACUCCGUCAUGGCUCCUGACGUGGACCCGCUUCCCAUGGACGGAGGGGACGGUCUGAUCUGGGUCGUCGGGCCCGUUCUCGCUGUGGUCUUCAUCAUCUGCAUCGUCAUCGCCAUUCUGCUCUACAAGAACAGCAAACCAGACAGCAGCAAAAGGAAGGACGCAGAACCACGCAACAAAUGCCCCCUGAACAACGCCGAAAUUGCUGCGCACCACCCCACCGACCCCGUGGAGAUGAGACGCAUCAACUUCCAGACCCCAGAUUCUGGUCUCAGCAGCCCUCUAAGUGAAGCCGAUUUUGCCUAUGAAAGUAUGAUGAAUCACCCGCCCAUCCCGAUUUCGGAGCUGCCGGAACACACGGAGCUGCUGAAGGCCAACGACAACCUCAAGCUGUCUCAGGAGUACGAGUCCAUCGAUCCUGGCCAGCAGUUUACCUGGGAGCAUUCCAACCUGGAGGUCAACAAGCCCAAGAACCGCUACGCCAAUGUCAUCGCCUACGACCACUCCCGGGUCGUCCUUUCGCCCGUCGAAGGAUUCUUGGGCAGUGACUACAUCAACGCCAACUACAUAGAUGGCUACCGCAAGCAGAACGCCUACAUCGCCACGCAGGGGCCGCUGCCCGAGACUUUUGGGGACUUCUGGAGGAUGGUGUGGGAGCAGCGGGCAGCCACUGUGGUCAUGAUGACCCGGCUGGAGGAAAAGUCACGGAUCAAGUGUGACCAGUACUGGCCCAGCCGCGGCACAGAGACCUACGGCAUGAUCCAGGUGACGCUGCUAGACACCAUCGAGCUGGCCACCUUCAGCGUGCGCACCUUCUCCCUGCACAAGAACGGCUCCAGUGAGAAACGGGAGGUCAGGCAGUUCCAGUUCACCGCGUGGCCCGACCACGGCGUGCCAGAGUACCCCACCCCGUUCCUGGCCUUCCUGCGGAGAGUGAAGACCUGCAACCCGCCUGACGCCGGCCCCAUCAUCGCCCACUGCAGUGCCGGCGUCGGCCGCACAGGCUGCUUCAUCGUGAUCGACGCCAUGCUGGAGCGCAUUAAGCACGAGAAGACGGUGGACAUCUACGGCCACGUGACGCUGAUGCGCUCGCAGCGCAACUACAUGGUGCAGACGGAGGACCAGUACAGCUUCAUCCACGACGCGCUGCUGGAGGCGGUCGCCUGCGGCAACACCGAGGUGGCCGCCCGCAGCCUCUACUCCUACAUCCAGAAGCUGGCCCAGGUGGAGAGCGGCGAGCACGUCACCGGCAUGGAGCUGGAGUUCAAGCGCCUGGCCAACUCCAAAGCCCACACGUCCAGGUUCAUCAGUGCCAACCUCCCCUGCAACAAGUUCAAGAACCGGCUGGUGAACAUCAUGCCGUACGAGACCACCCGCGUGUGCCUGCAGCCGAUCCGGGGAUUGGAGGGCUCCGACUACAUCAACGGCAGCUUCAUCGACGGAUACAGGCAGCAGAAGGCCUACAUCGCCACACAGGGACCACUGGCCGAGACCACAGAGGACUUCUGGAGGAUGCUGUGGGAGAACAACUCCACCAUCGUGGUGAUGCUGACCAAGCUGAGAGAGAUGGGCAGAGAAAAGUGCCAUCAAUACUGGCCAGCAGAGCGCUCCGCCCGGUACCAGUACUUUGUGGUGGACCCCAUGGCAGAGUACAACAUGCCCCAGUACAUCCUGAGAGAGUUCAAGGUCACCGACGCCAGGGAUGGCCAGUCCAGGACCGUGCGGCAGUUCCAGUUCACAGACUGGCCGGAGCAGGGUGUGCCAAAGUCCGGCGAGGGCUUCAUCGACUUCAUCGGCCAGGUGCAUAAAACCAAGGAGCAGUUCGGCCAGGACGGGCCCAUCUCCGUCCACUGCAGCGCGGGCGUGGGGAGGACCGGGGUCUUCAUCACCCUCAGCAUCGUACUGGAGAGGAUGCGUUACGAGGGCGUGGUCGACAUCUUCCAGACCGUCAAGAUGCUGCGCACACAGAGGCCAGCCAUGGUGCAGACCGAGGAUGAAUACCAGUUUUGCUACCAGGCGGCUCUGGAAUACCUAGGAAGCUUUGAUCACUAUGCAACGUAAAUGUAAGACAUCUCACCACCAAUCCCACCGUCCCCCUCAACAGUCUUCUGAGCCAUAGGAACUUGCUUGAAUUUUUGAUGACAACAGCCGAAAAACAAACUGAAUGAAAACUUGAACUGAAUUAAAACAAAAAAAUGACACAACAGUAUACAAGAACACAUUCUAUCCAGACUCCAAGGAUGGCUAUUGAAGUAUGGGAAGGUAUUCAACAGUAAACAGAAUGAACAUGCCUUCUCAAAACUGUCUGGUAAAGGAACCAAAUGAUGGCUCAAGAUGUGAGGUGGGAACAAUUUGUGUGUCGGACUGCUAACCUUGCCUCAAGUGUUCGGAUGUGGAGGACAUAUUUUUAUUUGCAUCAAAUGUCCACAAACUAUGUGAUGUUAUUUCAAAACAAAAAAAAACAUGAAGGAAAAACAUGCAAAACCAUCAUUAAUGGAGUAGAGUGGAAGGAAAUGAUAGACGAGAAAGGUAAAGAGGUGGAGUGUCUGUACCAGAGAGGAUUUUUCUAGGUGAUGUGCAUAAAUAUGUAAGCGAAAGGGGUAAUAUUCACGCUUGUCCAAAAAGUCAGCCCACAGAGGUGGCCGCUGUGACACCACAGACAGGCCUACAGAUUGUUCGUGACGCCCGACAGAAGAGUCCACAUUCCCUCUCUCAAGGGCAGCCACUGCCACCUCGAACCUCGUGCCGCCCGUCAAGUCAACAGGGCCUCCGUGUCCCUGGAGUAGAAGCCCCACCUCGCAGUGCCAAGAGCGGAGACUGCGCAUCGAGGCGGACGGGGGGAAAAGCCAGCUCUCGACUCCGACCGGGAAGAGAGGUCUCAACGCCCAGUUUGCGUUCUUAAAUACUCCAGGGCCACAUCGCGAUGUGUUUGAACGUGACAGGGCAGGUGCUGAGCACGAAGGGGGCACACGAGGGGAGUGAGCCGGGAAGAGCACGCGGCUUUGGGCCUGUCGGAAGCCAGCCCCAGAGCGGGCGCCUUUCCGUGGCUCCAUCCCACUUCCGGACGAUGGUGGAGUCGUCUGCGGCCCUGAGUGAUGUCAUUCCAUGGUUGAAAAUGUCGAAGUCGCAAACGUGUUUUAUAAUUAUUUUUUUUUUAAUCAUGGUAGUGUUUUUAGUUUUUUUUUUUUUUAAGUUGUACCGCUGGUAUGUAGUCCUGUGCAGAGCAAAGCGUGAGGGUUAGCUGUGUGAUCACAACAGAGAAAAGGACAACGGAAUGUUUAAGUGGUGUCAGCCGGGAGGGCGAAGAUUGUUUGGGAGAUUCAAACACCAGUAUCCAAAACUGUGUCUACGGAGGCCAACGUCCAUCACAACCAUGUGAUCCUAACUGUCAUUAUUACCAUUAGUAGUUUAGUUUACUUUAGAUUUUUUUCUGUCUAUACCAAACAUGCUGCUUAUGUUUUUGUGUACUGUACUACAGCACCGCGCUAGUACACAGCGAUGGGUCAGAUUCGAAGGCUUGCACCCAGCCUGCCUCAGCCGUGAGCACAGCCCCUUCCUUCAUUUGUAUCUACUUUCUUUACUUCUAAACAAAAAAAAAAGAACUCAAAAGGACCACAAGCAACCAUAUUUGACCGCACCCCGUCUCCACGGUCAAGCAGCACAGGACCCCUCGGUCCACAGACAGAUCCGUGCGUGUCGUGAGGCGCCUUUGACAUUGAGACGCGAGGCAUUUAAGUUUUUCGGGAACACCCUCCUAGACACCGCUCGGUCCGGGCAGCCGUCAGCAGGAGCAGGAAUGGGCGCAAACACAGUGACGUGACAGUGACGUGCAGGUGACCCAUCCGAUGACCUCCGGGGGGUCGUCGCCGCGCUGCUUGGCUUCAGUUGACAGCGACACACUCUGCUUGCAGCGGCAUUGGAAGUUCCCUGUUUGGACACACACAUGCUUCACUGAGCUGUAGUGGUGAUCAUGAAUUCACGAGUGACUGCCUACCGGCAAAAAAAAAAAAAAAACAUUACAUUUCCUUUAACAGGUACUGGAAUGUGUGGCUACACUUUGUAAUAUCUGUCAUUCUGAGAAAAGGAACAGCCCCCUGCCCCUGCCCCCAAAAAAUGUUUCCCGAGGGGGCAGUGCUUUGUGUGUUAAGGAGCUAUUAAUAGGUGUGUACACUAACAGUCAUGAAAGGAGCUGUGAUUAGUCUCUUUCUUACUUCCAAAAAGCCUUAUUGUUAUUGUUAACAUUAUGAAACAUUAAUGUUGUAUUAUUUUGAUUGU